AUGGGCUUCUUCAAGAAAUCCGAUAAGGCCGAUGGCGACGAUGACAACAACCGCCGUGCCCUGUUCGGGUCCCGUAACAAGAACAAGAGCCCUGCUCAGAACUCGAAUCCCUACGCACAGCCUAUCCCUACAGACCCUUACACCAAAGCCAAGGUGAAUGCCGGUGUGGCACCAUCACCGAACCAACCUGGCGGCAACGGGCCCCACGCCAUUCCCUCAGACAACAAGUACUCUGCCUACACACCCAACGCUUAUGGUAACCAAGGAGGAUACGGAAGCGAUCGAUUUGGCAGUGCUAGUUCCGGUGCUGGCUCCGGAACACAAUCCCGGUAUGGCGCCGGUGGCUAUGGCGGACUUAGCGUUUCAGAUCCUAAUGACCCCUCGGGUGGAGAUACGGCACGAAAUGAGCUUUUCGGAGGAGCCAAGGACCGGGCUAAGUCAGGUUCCAGCGGUGCUCCCCCACCUUACAGCGAAGGGGGACAAGGUGGGCAGCAAGGUCAAGGUCAGCCUGCUUACGGUGGCGGUAGCAACGAAUACAGCAUGGCCAAGUUCGAAGACCGUCAAUUGACCGCAGAGGAAGAGGAGGAGGAGUCUGUACAGGCGACGAAGCAGGAAAUGCGCCACGUCAAGCAGGGUGAUGUUUCGUCUACACGGAAUGCUCUUCGUGUGGCUGCCCAAGCUGAGGAGACUGGACGCAACACCUUGGCUCGUCUGGGUGCGCAGGGUGAGCUCAUUCAUGGUGCUGAGGACAGCUUGGAUAUGGCGACCGUAGAGGGUCGUCUUGCAGAGGAGAAGGCUCGCGAGCUGAAGACUCUGAACAAGAGUAUGUUCGCUGUGCAUGUGGCGAACCCGUUCACCAGCGCCUCGCGCCGUCGGGAGCGUGAUGAGAAGAUCCUGAAUACCCAUCGUGAGGAGCGUGAUGCUCGGGAUGGUACACGAUCGGAAGCGUACCAGUCAAAUGCACGCAUGGAACGUAUGUUCCGUGAUAUUGAUCGUGAUGCCCAGAAAGCCGGUAAGGCUAAGAAGGCGAGUGUGACUGAACGAGCAAAGUAUCAGUUUGAAGCCGACAGUGAGGACGAGGCCAUGGAAGAUGAAAUUGAGCAAAACUUGGACCUUCUGCAUGGCGCCGCCGGUCGGUUGAAUGGUCUGGCCAAGGCCACUGGUCGUGAGCUUGACGAGCAGAACCGACACCUGGAGCGUAUCACAGGCAAGAGCGACUUCGUCGACGACCAAAUUGCUAUGAACCGGGCCAAAUUGGACCGCAUUCGCUAA
This is a messenger RNA of Penicillium malachiteum, 1272 nucleotides long. RefSeq names its product putative plasma membrane SNARE protein (Sec9). Gene Ontology annotation, biological process: exocytosis; vesicle fusion. Gene Ontology annotation, cellular component: SNARE complex; plasma membrane. The transcript is spliced from 2 exons. Gene Ontology annotation, molecular function: SNAP receptor activity; syntaxin binding. The record is from RefSeq and is a predicted model, not a curated record. The coding region runs from base 1 to 1272 and encodes 423 amino acids. NCBI's taxonomy places the organism in Eukaryota, Fungi, Ascomycota, Eurotiomycetes, Eurotiales, Aspergillaceae.